Molecule: messenger RNA, 5363 nt
Organism: Ctenopharyngodon idella (grass carp)
Lineage: Eukaryota; Metazoa; Chordata; Actinopteri; Cypriniformes; Xenocyprididae
Product: calcium/calmodulin-dependent protein kinase kinase 2-like
Exons: 17
Coding region: 191-1987 (598 amino acids)
Biological process (GO): CAMKK-AMPK signaling cascade; activation of protein kinase activity; protein phosphorylation
Molecular function (GO): ATP binding; protein kinase activity
Source: RefSeq, a predicted model, not a curated record
AUGUCGCCACUCUUCUCACAUUCACUCACAGCAGAAGCACCUCCGUCCCCCGCUGCCUGCACAUCAUACCAUAUCAUAAACCGCUACCAUUACUGCCAGCGAGCUAACAACAUACCCUUCAAAAACAGGAUCUUAUAAACGGCCGAGGUGUUGAUGGAGGGGCUACUGAGAGGUGUUUGGGAAGGACACUAUGUUUCCCUGUGUCUCCUCCUGGCCCUCUUCUGAUCCCCCUGCAGCUCUCGGCCAUGCUCCGCCCAUUCCCUCGGUACAGCCGCCCAAUCAGCCACUGCCUGACCUGCUGCGGAGCUGCGUUGUGCUCCCUUCCCCAUCCACGCGCCUGAGCCCUUGCACCAUCGAGAUGGAGUCCAUGAUUGUGGUGACGGAGUAUGAGCCCAGUGGUGGCUCAGGGCAGGAGGGCGGAGAGGAGGAGGAGGUGGAGGACAUGGACAGCUCGGAAACGCCAGAGCCGGCGUCAUCAGGUCCGGUACCGCCCUUCCGGAUGGCCUCCUGUGAUCUUUUAUCCCACACGAUGGCCCGCCCGGAAGCGCUCUUCCCAGAACCGCAGGAGCACAGAGGUAGGCUCAGCCUCUCCGACAGGAAGCUGUCACUACAGGAACGCUCACAAACACUUUCGUCGCCCUGUGGUUCACCAGGGCUGAACGGACGAUAUAUUUACCCAUCACUGCCCUACUCGCCAAUCACCUCCCCUCACUCGUCUCCACGCCUCCCUCGAAGACCAACUGUGGAGUCUCAUCGUGUGUCCAUCACAGACUUGCAGGACUGCGUGCAACUCAACCAGUACAAGCUGAAAGAUGAGAUUGGAAAGGGCUCCUAUGGAGUUGUCAAGCUGGCGUAUAAUGAAGACGACAACACAUACUAUGCCAUGAAAGUGCUGUCCAAGAAACGACUGAUGAGGCAGGCUGGGUUCCCGCGCAGACCUCCUCCUCGUGGGGCAAAAUCUGUCCCUGAAGGCCCCCCUCAGCCCAAAGGGCCGCUGGAGCGUGUUUACCAGGAGAUAGCCAUCCUCAAGAAGCUUGAUCACCCUAAUGUGGUUAAGCUUGUGGAGGUGCUGGAUGAUCCAAGUGAGGACCAUCUGUACAUGGUAUUUGAGCUCGUCAAACGAGGAGCAGUGAUGGAGGUUCCUACUGAUAAGCCCCUGGAUGAGGACCAGGCACGCUUCUACUUCCAGGACUUGUUGAGAGGAAUCGAAUAUUUACAUUAUCAGAAAAUCAUCCAUCGGGACAUCAAGCCUUCCAACCUGCUGGUGGGAGAAGAUGGCCACGUUAAGAUUGCCGACUUUGGGGUCAGUAACCAGUUUGAGGGAGCGGACGCCCUGCUGACCAGCACAGUGGGAACGCCAGCAUUUCUUGCCCCAGAGACCCUUUCAGAGACACGCAAGAACUUCUCUGGAAAGGCUCUGGAUGUGUGGGCAAUGGGAGUCACCUUGUAUUGUUUCAUCUUUGGAGUGUGUCCUUUUAUGGAUGAGCGUAUUUUGAGCCUCCAUCAGAAGAUCAAGACCCAACCAGUGGAGCUUCCUGAGAACGCGGACAUAUCAGAUGACUUAAAGGACCUUCUUUUCAAAAUGUUGGACAAGAAUCCCGAAACCAGAAUAACCGUCCCACAAAUCAAGGUGCACCCAUGGGUGACGCGGCACGGCGCUGAGCCCCUCCCUCCCGAGGACGACAACUGCUGCAGCCUGAUAGAAGUGACAGAGGAGGAGGUGGAAAACUCUGUCAAGCACAUCCCCAGCCUGGCCACCGUGAUCUUGGUUAGGACUAUGUUGCGCAAGCGUUCUUUUGGAAACCCUUUUGAUUGGGGCCGCAGGGAAGACAGAAGUCCCGCCACACCAGGACACGUGCUAUCAAAAGGGAGAGCAGGGAGUUUGAAAUACUGCCGCAAUCUCGGUACCCCCAGGAAACAAGAGAGCGAGGAAGGCAUGCGGAGCAUGGAGCUGCCCUUCGUGGGCGAGGAUGAAGUUCUUUCCUGAUAAUUGUGGGCGUCUUACUCGGGGGAAAUGCAUCAGGAUGAGGCUGUUGUGGCUUCCGGAAGGCCAGGAUAUGGACCUGGGGCGUGGAUGAAGGAAGUUGUUGAUGUGGAGGGUGCCCACCCGCUCAUGCAUGCAUUUGUACAGUCCACAGCAGCAUGCAACGUAUCUGUCCGCCCAGGUCUCUGCUGUCUCUCAGGACCUGUUUUCUGUGUGCGCGUGUUUCUACUCUCCUCUCCGGCACGGAGACUCUACUUUACUCCUCUACUUCAGCUAGGGGGCGCCACUGAAAGCUAAACGGAUAAUUACCUUUAAGAAUUUUACGACUUCAGUUAUUAAUUAGCGAGUCAUUCUGCUUGAUUUCAGUUUUGCAAGUGAAUUUGAAAAUAAUAAUUAAUUUAAUCUUCUCAAAAAACAGGUUUGACAAAAUUAAGAUUAAAUAAUAUACUGUAUAUAUAUUAAUUUAAGGCAAAUAAAAUAAUAAAUGGCCUUUAAUGAUUAAACCUCCUCAAAUUUGCACACAAUAUUCUCACUAAUAAUUUUUUAGAAGAUUUCAUGAUUUCUUAGGUUUGUCCAUCACUCAUCAGUUGUUAGAGAGACAUGCUGCUUGAUUGCAGCUUUACAGAUCUCAUUAGAUUUUUUUUAGAACUGAAUUUGAAAAUAAUAAAAGAAAAAUAGAAAUUCAUUUCAACUUGAAAAUCUUCUGAAAAAUCAGGUUUGUUUGAAUGAAGUAUGAUAAAAACUUAAACAUAAUAAUAAAAACAUAAAUAAAAAAAAAAUGAAUUUAAUUAAUUUUAAAUGAGUUUUUAAGAAUUCAAAUUCUUCAAAUUUUGCAGCCAGGAAAUGUGUAUAAAUAUAGUAAGAACACACUUCAGGGUGUGAUUUAGGGAAAAUACAGAUAUGUUUGUAUGUGUGUGUUUGUUCAUAUAUCAAAUCACACAGCUUUGUGUUUGUAUUAUAAUGUCUGCGCUGUAGAUGGUGAACAGGACCAGACCUGGAAACUAUCUGGAAACUUCUUUUUUAAUACAACAAGUUCCAAAUCCAAGAGAUCAGAGUAUUAUGCAUAGCAUGUUUUUGAAUAGUAGUUCAGUUAUUUAGGGCACAACGAACAUCUAGGGAAUGCCACUAUAGGCAUUGUGACCAUUCUUCUCCUUGUAUGUAACGUGACCCUUUUAAUCAUGAAGGUAACAGUCUCUUACUGUAAUUUCGCUUCCUUUUUCCUGUGUAGAAUUACCAAAAUGCCAUGUUGUAGUGCAUUUCUGACUUCGUCAUGAUCAGAGUGAAUUAGUUAUCGCCAUUUCUAUAUUAGACACAUACUCUAACGUUCUUGAGGAAAUACAAUAACUUUGUGCAAUCUAUGCAUGACUUUUCACUUAAGGAAUCAAUGUUUGUCAGUCUGUUUUGACACAAAUGUAUGCCUUACAUUUUCAUACUCAUAAGUGUAGCAUAGAUCAUCAGUACAUGUGUAGAGUUUUUUGGUACAAUAGAAUUGUAGAUAAAGUAGAAUUUGGGAUUUUAAAUAAGCUGUUCUAGACAGUGUAGAAAUAAAGUAACUUGCUUAAGCUCAGUUUAAAGUUAGCAAAAAUAGUCCAAAGCCCUGUUGAGAUUUUCUCAAUGUGCACUACGGUCAUGUAUCUCCUGUGUUGAUUAUUUUUCUAUGAUUGUUUUAGCUGUAGUUUCAAAAUGUCUGAGUGAUGGUGCUUUUCCACCACUGAUUUAUAACAUAGUUCAUGCUUCCAUGUAUCAGGGGAGUCUUUUCUGCACAAGUAGGUUGAAUGUAUGUUGUCGGUUUACCUUGUAGCUAAAGUCAAUUUUCUUUAACUUUUUUUUCCUGCAUGUUAAACUUUGCUGUAUUUUAUAGUACUUGUUUUUUGUGAGUUCUUUUUUCUUCUCUUUUAGAGAUUUAUUUUUUGUGUAGGUACUAUUACUAUGCAUAAGAAAUCUCACAUUGUGGUGCAGUUCUGGACUUUGUAAGUCAGUCGGUUGGUUCUUUGUGUUUGUUCUAUUGGAUGUUGAUUAUUUAAAAUUGAAGCAAACUUGUAAAAUUAACUCAAAUAUGCAUGUGCACCGACAAACCGAAGCUGGUUAUACAAUGUCGCUACAUGUAAGUGGACAUUUUAAUGAUUUGCUGAACAGUUUUUGAUGACCUUUAAAGGUGCUGUAUGUCAUUUUUUGACCGUACUAAAGCAUAAAAAUACCAUAAUAUGUCUGCAGAGAUUCUAAGUUCAAACACUUGUUUCUCUGAAAAAAACUGCGACAACCGGUUAUUCUACUUUGAAAUGUGCGUUCCGUGUCGGAAUGUAUAUUUUUGUUUUGGUCUGUGUGAUCCCGCCCACUGCCGCUUUACCCAAUAAUAUUGCCAGUUGGCGGAAAACACAGCGAAUUGCAGCCAUGGACAAUGUUUAACACUGUUGCCGCGGGUUGAAGCAACCCCAAAAUAACAUGAUAUUUAGCCCCUGAAAUGCGAUUUGACCAGGGGAACCCCGCCAAAAACUGGGAUUUUACCCUCCAGAACGCGAUUUUUACCGGGGGGGGGCCCACCUGAAACGCGAUUGGGCUAGUUUUAAAUAGCAGUUGGGCGGGUUUUGUUGUGAAAAUCUGGCAACCCUGGUCACGGAAACCAGCAAACGAACUGGAGAUCGCAGAUUCUACCACAAAAAAAGCAAUAAAAUAUUGCAAACGUAUAUAUUCUAGCUGAUCAACUUGCAGUGUAAAACUGUCAAUAUUACAUACUGCACCUUUAAAUAAUAUAUUCAGGACCAGAGAAGCACCGUUCCCGUUUUUUUUGAGUAAAUAUUUAUAGAGAAAAUCUAAAUAUAUAACGUUAUAUGGAGAUUUAUAGGCUAUUUGCACAUUGGAAUGGUUAGCAGAAUUCAAAAGAUGCAUGUUUAUUAACUUUAAAUGAAGGAUGAGGUCUCUGUAACCAUGUUUUAUUCUUCUGUACGAUCAAAACUAGGAGCAAAAAUUACCAGCUGAAAUCAAAGACAGCAUUUUUCAGUUUCUUAUGUAUAACCACUUUCUCAAAUACUGACCACGCGAACGGUACUUUGAAUUGAUUGAUUGUAGAGGUGUAUAUUGAAAGGGAACGCUGUACUGUAUAUUUCUAACUUCUCAAUAUCAUUCCUCACUGUAUCUGCCCAGUAUUUCCUGAAGGGCUAGGGUAAAUGUUUGCAUCCAUAUCACAAAAGCGAUUGCGUUUUGAGCACUGUUGAGAGGGCUGUUUACAUGUUACAUAAAUGCAUGCCGUCACAACCACGCUAUUUCAUUCAGCAUGUUUUCGAAGCAUGUUUGAGCUCUUUACAGCAUCCUCUGAUCUCAUUACUGAUCAUUCUAUAUAUUGUAUCCAGUUGAUUAUUUGAAUAAAUUGAAGUUGCCUUUA